This is a messenger RNA of Empidonax traillii (willow flycatcher), 4219 nucleotides long. RefSeq names its product pseudouridine synthase 7 like (gene PUS7L). Gene Ontology annotation, cellular component: nucleus. Gene Ontology annotation, molecular function: pseudouridine synthase activity; RNA binding. The transcript has 8 exons. Lineage: Eukaryota; Metazoa; Chordata; Aves; Passeriformes; Tyrannidae. Gene Ontology annotation, biological process: pseudouridine synthesis. The record is from RefSeq and is a predicted model, not a curated record. Bases 365 to 2425 code for a protein of 686 amino acids.
CCCCCGGACCUGUGUGAGUUGGUUCCGGCCUUAGGCCCCUUUUCCCGUCGGGAGGUGGCGUGGCGCCCCCUGGCGGCCCUGCCGGAGGCUCGCGGAGCCGCGGCCCGCCCGGCCCCCAUCCCGGCCCCUAUCCCGGCCCCCAUCCCCGCCUCCAUCCCCGCCUCCCGGCCUCCAUCCCUGCUCCCAUCACUACCUCCCGGCCUCCAUCCCUGCCUCCGUGCCUGCCUGCUGUCCUCGCUCCCUCCCAGCCUUUCAGCAUCCUUUCCUGUAGCCGCUGUUCCUAUCCGCCCCCCUCCCUCCCCGUUUCCCACCCGCUCCCGUUGCAGGCGCGGCGGGUCCUGCCUCGGGCAGGGCAGGCCCGGCCAUGCUGCCCUCCUUUAGUUACCUGACCGAACACAGCGGCUUCCGCGGCACCAUCAAAAACUCCCCUGCCGACUUCGUGGUGACAGAAAUCGAGGUGCCCGAGCGCUUCCCCGGGGACAGCGGGGCUGACCUGCCUCAGGAAACGAGCGAGGCGCUGCCGGAGCGGAGCGAGCCGUGCCCGCGGCAGCCCAAGCAGCGAAGAGCGGAGACCCCCGGCCCGGGUGCUCCCCUGUGUCCCCGGGGGGCUGCGCCCGGCACCGGCAGCUGUGCUGCAUCCGCCGGCCAAAAACAGCGUGAGGGAUCGCCCGAGCCGAAAUCCGGCCUCGAGGAAGCCAGACUGGAGUCCUUACUCGGCAAACCCAUGAGCGAACUGCUCGAUAAGUUUGCUUGCGAUCUGAAGGAAGCGUGGGGCUUGGAAAAAAUUCCGAGUGCUGGCACUAGGGAGCUCUCGCUAGGAACCAGGCUGGACAAGAAAAGUCGGGCUGAUUUACACAGUGCUGUUCGGCAGAAAUUCCCCUUUUUAGUCACUGUUACAAAAGACAAUGAAAUGAUUGUAAAAGAAAAUGCUGAUUACAGAGAACUUUGUCAGUUAGUGACUGAAAAGGAAGCAAGUGACUUCUUUAAAUUUUUAGAUGCAAAGCUAGAAAAUUCGACGUUUUCUUUUGAGCCUGAUGGAAACAAAGAGCACAGAAAAGUAGUUCACCACUUUCUCAAUAGAAAAUUCGGAAAACUUUUAGAAACAAAGUCUUUUACUGUGACAGAUGUCAAUGAUCAGCCUAAUAUGUCAAUAACGGUACGGUUUCGAGAAAAAUGUGGGUCCAGGAAAAGGUCUGCUGGUGGUUCCCACGAAAAACAAGGUGUUUAUACAGCUUUCACCCUUCAGAAAGAAAAUCUAGAAACACUAGAAGCAAUCGGCUUGUUGGCGGCAGAACUUGAUGUUCUUCCUUCAGACUUCAGUUACACUGGCAUCAAAGAUAAGAAGGCUAUCACUUUCCAACCCAUGGUUGUGAAGAAGGUGACUCCUGAGAGGUUGAAAGAAAUUGGAAACAAAAUCGAAAAAAAGGGCAUGAGAAUAUACAACAUACAUUCAACGUACCAGCACCUCAGGCUUGGUCAGCUGAAAGGCAAUCACUUUGACAUAGUUGUGAGAGAUCUACAACAGCACAGUCAUGACUCCUCUGCAGAUUUAAAAAAAAGAAUAUAUGAAGCAAUGGAAAAUGUUAAGACAAAAGGUUUUGUAAAUUACUACGGACCUCAGCGAUUUGGACAAGGACAAAUUGUUCAGACAGAUCAAAUUGGAUUGGCUUUACUGAGUGAAAAAAUGGUGGAAGCUGUGAAGUUGUUCUUCACACCUGAAGAUACUGAUGAUCCCAUAAACAACGCAAAAAGAUACUUUCUUCAAACUGAAGAUGCAAAGGGCACGCUUGUGAUGCUGCCAGAAUUUAAAAUAAGAGAGAAGAUGUUACUACGAGCUUUAAAUCGCUAUGGUGUAAAUCAUGAAGGUUGUACCAAAGGAUGGCUCAACAUUCCUCAUUCCUUGCGCAUAUUCUAUGUCCAUGCUUAUUGCAGUAAAAUUUGGAAUGAAGCAGCAUCAUAUAGGCUGAAGAUUUAUGGCUUAAAGGUGGUUGAGGGUGAUCUUGUCCUCUCAGAAGAAAAUGAUAAAAGCAUUUCCCUGAAUGACAAGGUUCAUGUAGUCACUGCUUCAGAAGAGUCAGCUACAAAGUAUUCUAUAUACCAAGUGGUUCUUCCAAUGGUGGGACAUAGUAUCAAGUAUCCCAAUAAUAAAGUUGGGCAGUGGUACCGUGAAAGACUUUCUAAGGAUGAGCUGGAAAUGUGCAAAUUCAGAGUGUCUUCAUUACAGCUGAAUAUACCUGGAUGCUACAGACUCAUUUUGAAGAAUGUUCAGAAUCUGUCUUAUUUUUUGGAAGGUGAUGAAAAAGGGAUCAAAAUUGAGAACAACCAUCUGAAUGAUUUAAAAGUCUCUCUUCAUAUAUCGUUUGACCUUGAUCCUUCAUGUUAUGCAACAGUCUGUCUGAGAGAAAUAAUGAAAUGUGACUUUUAAGAUUCCACUUCAUGAAAGAUUACAGGAAUAUUGUACAAUGUGGAUAUUUUAUGUGUAAUGCCAAGAACAUAAGGGAGAAUAACAGGUUCAAGUCAUGAACAGGAAAAAUUUGUAGACUAAGAUUCAUACAGAUUAGGAAAAAAACUUAUGAAAAUCCUUUAAAUGCGAAGCAUUGGGGUAAAGCUGUAUGUUAUACCAGGCAAGUCUAACAGAUCUUAAAGAAACCAUGGGCAGCUAGCAUGAAUUUCCUCUUUGCAUAGAUAUCUGACUUGCAAAGUUAAAUCCUGGAAAAGUAUUCACAGCACACAAAUGUAUCUUGUAUUUCAUAGUGGGUUUUUUUAAUGUUUUAUACUAAAUCCUGUUCAAGCAAUAAUGUUAGAAGUUUGCAGCCUACAGGUAUCAAACUGAAUAGUUAUUGUACUGAGGUUCACUAAACGUAUUGUGAUUUUAUUUUAUUUAGGCACUUAAUGUUAAAAGGUAAAAGUCCUUAGUCGACAGUGACAAAUCAUCUGUUUACUUUAUCAGACAUUUGAUGAAUGCCCCAACUUAAGUCAAUGCUAAGGGUUCCAGUAUAAAGUAGUGCACAGUUGUCAGUGCCUUUUCCAGUAAGCUCCUCAAGAUGAGGCGGUUACUUAACAUCACUGAAAAACCAUUUAUAAUAAAACCAAAACUAUGUUAUAUUGUUUACAGGAUAAAGAGUCUGUUCCUGUUACUGUGAAGCCUUAUGCUAGCACGAAAAUUAUUAAUGGAACCAACUCUGGAAAAAAAAACUUUUCUAUUUUUUUCUUGAUUAAAAAUAAAAAAAGAGGCCAUUAACUGUGAUAAAAAUGAGUGCAUUUGUGAAACGGUGGAGAACAAAAAAAAUAUAAUUUACCUUAACUUUAGCAAGGUGUUUGGCACUGUCCCACAAUAUUUUUGAAACCAAGUUAGGAUGUUUUGGUUUGGGUGAGUGGACAACCAGAUGGGUAAAAAGUGGAUGAUGAGGCUCAGGGAGUAGUGGUUAACAGGUCAUCUUCUACCUGGAGUAUCACUGGGGUAUCUUCUGGGCCCCAUCCUGUUUAAUGUCUUUGUCAGUAACCUGGACAAGGGAAUGGAGUUUACCUUCAUCGACCCUGCAGGUGACACCAGAUUAAGGGAUCAAAUGGAUAUUGUGGAGGAUCAGGCUGCUGUUCAGGGCAACCGAGACAUGCUGAAGGAACAGGCCAGCAGGAACCAUAUGACAUUCAGGAAGAACAAAUGCAAAGUGCUGCCUGUGGGAAGGAAGCACCCAUGCAGCAGCCCAGGCUGGGGAGCAGCUCUGCAGGAAUGGCUCCAGGAACCUGGUGGGUGGCCCAACAUGAGUCAGCUGUGUGCCUUGGCGGCACAAAUGACCAAGAGCCUCCUGGAUUUUGUUAACAGGGGCACAACCAGUAGGUCAAGGGAAGAUAUUACAUCUCAUUUUUCAGUGCUUGUUGGAUCACAUUUAACCUCUACAUUCAGUUUUGGUUCCUAGCACAAGAAAAAGAGAAAUAAACUGGACCAAGUUCAGCACAGGGCCUCUCAGCUAUUACAGGACUGGAGCCCUUGGUGCUGAGGACAUGCAGAAGGAACUGGGCCUCUUCAGCUUGGAGAAGAUAUUUUCGGGGGGGGAACCAACAGCUCUCCAGUAUCUAUGAGGAGGUUAGCAAAAAGAUGGAGCUAGGCUCUUCAUAGUGUGGCAGGAGGUGUUAUGUUCCACUCUGGAAGACAGAAGUAGCUUUUGUUUUUCUGCCAAUAAAUCCCUUGGAGUGAAUAAAGUAAAUCUAAACCAGAUAA